This is a messenger RNA of Parasteatoda tepidariorum (common house spider), 651 nucleotides long. RefSeq names its product calsyntenin 1 (gene Cals). Gene Ontology annotation, biological process: positive regulation of synaptic transmission; positive regulation of synapse assembly; homophilic cell-cell adhesion. The record is from RefSeq and is a predicted model, not a curated record. Gene Ontology annotation, molecular function: calcium ion binding. Gene Ontology annotation, cellular component: postsynaptic membrane; cell surface. Lineage: Eukaryota; Metazoa; Arthropoda; Arachnida; Araneae; Theridiidae.
UGUGGAAAUUAUCUUUCAGAAAUGAAUCGCCAUCAUUACUCAAUAUUUGUAAGGAAUUGUCGCCUAAUAUUGCUGUUGCGAAGGGAAUUUUACCAAGAAAGACCCAGUGUAUUUAGACCUGCAGAAUGGCGAUGGAAAAUGCCUGAAGUCUGUGAUAACCAAUGGCAUCAUUAUGCUGUCAGUGUGAACUUUCCGGAGUCUACCCUCUAUGUGGAUGGACAACAAUUCAAAAUACAAACCAACAACCCAGACAUUGUUGAUGAUUGGCCUCUUCAUCCUGCUAAAGAUAUCAACACCACAUUUGUUGUUGGAGCAUGCUGGCAAGGAAAAGAUGAAAAAAUGGCCUUCAAUUUCCAUGGAUUCCUUGCUGGUCUGUCUGUAUUGCGAGGCCGAACAGAAAAUCCAGAAGUAUUAGCCUGUCUUCAUCGAUGCAAGGAAGGUUUAGAAGUACCCCCUGCUGAUCUCCUAGAACCCGGAAUGGAACUUUUGACUAAUUCAGAUCUUAGUGAAGUAACAGUCGAAGGAAACAGCAAGAACAACCUAGAAGAUUUAAUAUCUCGAGUAGGAUAUGUAAAUUCAAGAGAAUUUCCUACCCCUGGACGUCGUAGUGUUCAAAUUAGUACCACUGUCACGUAAGUAUAUCCUGUGUGC